This is a messenger RNA of Pogona vitticeps (central bearded dragon), 9256 nucleotides long. The record is from RefSeq and is a predicted model, not a curated record. Lineage: Eukaryota; Metazoa; Chordata; Lepidosauria; Squamata; Agamidae.
CCUUACGUAACUCCCACUGGCAAGGGCUGAGCAGCAGCCGAGGUCUACCUGUCCACCGCAGGGCUUUGCCCUCGCCCUUCAGCCAGGCACACACCUGUCUGCACGUGAAGCCUGUUUGUCCAACUUCCACCUGCAACGCUCAGAGGACUUGUCCUUGAACCAGUGCUUGGAAGAAAGCUCCUCCCUCGUCUUCCUGGUUUCCGGACAGGUGGCUGAGGCACCCCAGUGGGCAAUGGUGGGACAAGGCCACGUUGAUGGGGGGGGGAAGCACCCCUCCGUGCAUGCUUUCGCCUCCAACAACCUCCUCGGCAUUUCUCUUGCACCCAGGGUGGCUCCUGCCCUGUUCACCCCUCGGUACUCUUGCUUCCCUUGUGAGGUUGCUGGCUGACCGGAGAAUCACAUCCUGCCCUGUGCCUGUAUGAUUAGCUCUGUCACAGACAGAAGGGUAAGAGGAUUACCUGCGGUAAUGCCGGCAGGUCUUGCUCUGGAGGGCAGGGCUCACGGGGCAGCAGGACCCCACGGGGAGACAGGCGAGUGGGAGGACACCUUCCUUGUCAGCCAGAGCCCUUCUGCCAGGGCCACCGCCUUGGAGGGAGGGAUACGGUGGGCUCUCUUUCCCUGCAGGCUGUCCGGCAAGGUCCGUGGGGCCUCCUCUCUGGGGUCUGUUGGGGUGUGUGUGUGUGUGCUGCAUAGGCAACACGGGGCUGGCCUGGAUGGCCUUUGAGGGUCUUUCCCCUUUGUACGCCUCCUCGCCUCCUGUUCCAGGGAUGGUGCAGGGGGCCAGCUGAGAUGGGGCAACCUUCUGUCUUCCUUUCCUUCCUGCGCUGGAGACGGGCAAACACAGGAGGCGCCUCCCUGAAGAAAAGGAGGACGUUGGGGCCUCCUUUGGGCAAGGGCUCUGCCAGCCAGUCCUUCCCCUCCAAGGAAGGGCACCAAGGGAAGGGCAGUCGCGGCACAGGGAUCUGCUUGGCCCCCUGGUUCAAAGGGAAACCCUGAGCUCCUUGGGACAGAGGCCUUCCUUUUGGCUUCGAUAAGUGUGGCAGUCCUGGGGGUGGUGGUGGUGGUGCUCCUGAUGACUUGAAAUCCAGCCGGUCCAAGAUCGGGUCGGCCCUCCCAGCCGGUUGGUUCUGCCUCCGGGCAAAGCCUUCAAAGGUCCCUCCAAACCUGGCCAAGGGUGCCACCUCCUGUCAGCAGCUUGAUCCUGCUGCAUGGGUGGAGAUGGAGCCGGUGAUGUCUGUCGUUGCUAAGUAGGAGCACCAGCGGGCACGGCCUCUUCCUCAGCCCUCGCCCACCUCAUAGGAGGGCUGCAAUGGCCCCGUGGGGCAGGGGCCCAUCUAGUCCUGCACCCUUCUCCGGCUUCCUCUUCCCUUCUUCCAAUCUUAUCUAUAUAUUUAAAUUCGCCUGCUGGGUUUCUUCCCGUCCCUCCUCUCCUCUCUGAGGCUGGGCGCCCCAAUGGCCCUCCUUGACUUCGGAAGGAGCACUUCUGAACAGUCCCCUUAUUUGCGUUGGCAGGACACCAGCUCCCCGGCCUCUCUAGCCCCCGAAUUCUCCUUUUGGGCUUUUCAGUCUCUUCCCAUUUUUUUUCUGGGGAUUAUCAGCCUUAAUAGUCUUUACUUCCGAUGGCUCAUUACCAGGCCGAGGUGUUCUGAGUUUCUUUUGUUCCAUAUAUACUUCAAUGAUUUCUAAAGCUUUAUUCCUUCUCUUUAAUACCUACUUCUUCCUCGGCCACCUUCUGAGCCUAAAACGUUCUUGGCGCCUAGGGAUACAUGAUGCAUACCUCCGAGAAACUCCACUUCACACGGACCCGCGGUUAAAGAAGCAGCGUUUCCUACCGACCUUUAUGCGCUGCCUUUCUUUGGAUCCGCGGAGACCGGCGCACGCCCUCCUCCUUCCCGGUUACCCUCCCAACCGACAGCCCUGUCAGGAAGAGCAGGAGAGAGACUGGCGCGAGGUUCACGGGGCCACCGCAGCCCUCGCCCCCUGGGCUGCCGAGGGUUCCCUGCAAGAACCGCGGGAUUGCGUCUCACAGCAGGGCAGUGGGGAGGAACCGGCGGCGGCGGAGGUGGCGUGCCCGUCUGGGGUGGGAAGCCCGCUUCCAAAUAGUCAUUGACCCCCAUAGGGAAAGGAGGAGGGUGUCACCCCGGCAGUCACCGCUGGGGGGCACCGCAGCCCAACAAAACGAAAGAGGGUGGGAAGGAAAGGGCUUGAGUGCCUUUCAGAAGUAAGAGCGGAGGCCGGGCAUGUAUUCGUUAGUCGUUUAGUAGUGCACGCGAAAAAGCCAGCCAGCCUGGACAGAAGGGAUGUAGGCCAACCCUCUCGUUGCUGUGUGCUGGCUUUCAGCCCGCAGGAAGGGUGGCUUGGAAGCCUUUCACCAGCUCUCCUUCCGCCGGAGUCUCUCCUGGGAUGCGUGUUUCGGACUCCCUGUGCGAAAGGACCCUACACGUGAACGCUCUACCCUACCCCGUCCCUCUGGCCCCGCUGCUUCCCUGACAAGGGGGCGCCAUCGCCCCCCAGGAAUUGCCCUCCAACCCGGGACAAAGACCAACGGAGACCAGGCGGGAAGGGUCGCGCACCUCACACGUUCCUGGAGUAGCCGAAAGUCAGCCGCGGAGGCCGCAGAGCAAGACUACAGCUCCCGGGACCCCCAGCCACACUGCUGCUCCUGCGCGCAAAAGACCGCCCCGGAACCCCUGAGCGUGUACAGAGUGCUUUCUCCGCGGAGGGAGCUGUCUUCCCUUCCGCCGUCGGGCCACGUGGAGUUUGUCUCUCUCUCUCUCUCUCGGGGAGCGCCGCCGCCACGUGACCCGCGCGCGUCAGCUGACCCAACAUGGCCGGGGAAAGCGGAGCCCGGGCGGCCCCGUCCCUCGCCGCCGGCUCCGGCUAAGGCCUGCGCUCCUCCUGCCCAGCGAAGGGCGCAGAGCUGCCGCCGCCACCACCGCCAAAAUGGAUCUCCGGCUGCAACAGGUGGAGAGAGACCUGGGAAUCAACCGGGGCCAGCUGUCCGUCGCCGCAACGGGAAGGUCCCGCCACAUCAUCGCCCUUGUGCCUGUCAAGUGGCUGUCAAGCCUGAAGGAGCGGGGCGUGCUGCCCGUCCAGUGUCCGCGCCCGGAAGGCCUGAGUGACGUGGAGGUGCACGCCUGCCUCCAGCACUCGGUGCAGAAGUUGCCCGCUGGCUGGACUCGCGUGGAAGUCCACAGCCUGAGGAAGGACCGGCUGCGCUACCCACUGGCCACCAGCUCUGGGGUGCAGGGUGAGCCCAAGGAAGGCCGGGAAACGCUCCACGGGUUCAUGCGUACGGUGGCUUCCCAGAACUACCGGAAUUUGUGGAAGCGGGCGCACCGCUUGUACGUCCAGCCCUAUUGCUACACGCACACCUCCCACACCGCCCUGGCCUUGGAUGUGCUGCGCGGAGCCCUGCAGAAGCUCUACAGCUGCCCCGUUGUCCCAGCUGGGAGGGGGGCUCCCUGCGGCGGUGGCGGCGGCUCUCCAGCCAAAGAAGGUUCCUCCUUCUCCGGGAAGGCCGCCCUGCCCUGCCCCAGCGUCCUGCCGGCAGAGGCGCUGCUGGAGUCCCCAGCGAUGCUCUACGUCCUCUUCCCCUACACCCAGUACUGCCUCCACGACAUUGUCACCUUCAGCCCCGCCAAGCUGACCAACAGCCACGCCAAGCUCCUCUUCAUCCUCUUCCAGGUCCUGCAGGCCAUGCAGUCAUGCCAUCGGGCCGGCUUGGCCUGCGGCGCUUUCUCUCUGCAUGAGGUGGGGGUGGAUGAGAAGCUGUGUGCCCAGCUGCGGGUUCACCUCCAAGAUUACGAGCAAGUGCUAGAAGAAGAGGGACCAGCCGACGGGGCAGAAGCCGCUGGGGACGCCAGCCCAGCCCCGGCAGCAGUAGGUGGUGCUGGGAGGGGGAGCGAGUCCGGGGAGGCUCUGGGGGACCUGGUGCUGGACUGGGUGAAUGGCCGCCUGAGCAACUUUGAUUAUCUCAUGCACCUGAACCGCUUGGCCGGCCGGCGGGUGGGGGACCCCAAUUACCACCCUGUGCUCCCUUGGGUGGUAGAUUUCACAGCCAAGAAUGGCAGGUUCCGGGACCUGCGCAAAUCCAAGUUCCGCCUCAACAAGGGAGACAAGCAGCUGGACUUUACCUACGAGAUGACCAAGCAGGCCUUUGUGGCCGGAGGGGGUCUGGCCGGGGGCGAGCAGCCACACGUGCCUCACCACAUCUCUGAUGUCCUCUCUGACAUCACCUACUACGUCUACACAGCUCGGCGUACGCCCAAGGCGGUGCUGUGUGCCCACGUCCGGUCCCAAUGGGAGCCCAACGAAUACCCCGCCAACAUGGAACGCCUGCAGCUCUGGACGCCGGAUGAGUGCAUCCCAGAGUUCUACUCGGACCCUGUCAUCUUCAAGUCCAUCCACCCGGACAUGCCCGACCUGGAGGUGCCCGCUUGGUACGGCUCCUGCGAGGAGUUUGUGGCCGCCCACCGGGCCCUGCUGGAGAGCUGGGAGGUCUCUCAGGACCUCCACCACUGGAUUGACCUGACCUUUGGCUACAAGUUGGCGGGCAAGGAGGCCAUCAGGGAGAAGAACGUCUGCCUCCACCUGGUGGACAACCACACCCACCUUGCCAGCUAUGGGGUGGUGCAGCUCUUUGACCAGCCCCACCCCAGACGCUUGGCAGCGGCUGCCCUCCUUCCUGCCAAGGCCCCCCUGAUCACGAGGCCUCUCAUCCCCGCCGUCCGGGAGACGAGGGUCCUAGAGGACACCAAGGGCCAGCUGGCCAACGGUGGGCCAGUGGCCGAGGCUGCGCCUUGCGAUGGGAGCUGGGCUGCUGGCCAGUUUGGGGCAAGUGCAGAGGAAGAGGUGGAACAAGGGGCUGAAGCCUUGGAGGCCCUUCCCGCAGCCGGCAACCGGGGACUGGUGGAGCUGCCCAGUCCCCACACCCACCUGCAGCUGCCAGCCCUCCCGGCUGAGGGCAGGGCCCUCAGCCGGAAGGUGACGACCCCUGCUGGGGCGGCCUGCCUGGAGGGAGGGGAGGCCAAGAUCAUACUCCCGGAGGGCAGCCAUUCGCUGCAGGCCAUGGAGGACCUUGAGAGGCUGGACGCCUUCCUGCUGAAGGCGCUGCAUGGCACAGCUGGCCGGCCGGCCCUGCCCCCGCCCGAGGCACCCCCAACGCUCUCUGACGACUUCUUCCAGAGGGACAUGCAGGCUCUUGGGGUCGUGGUGGCCGAGAUCGUCUUUGCCCCCAAGUUGCGCACCUCGAAGCCGGGGGCAACGCUCCGGGAACGCUUCCAGGUGGCCCGGAGGCUUUGCCGGUCCUUCCCCAAGGAGAUCCCGCCUCCCCUCCAACACCUCCUGGAAGUCCUGCUGCAGCUGAGGGUGCCCGAAGGCCAGCUCCUGACACCAGGCCAGUACGGGAGGGUGCAGCUUUUCGACUACGAGCCCGUCUGGCAGGGGCUGCCCCCGCCCUGCCCCUCCCAGCUGCUGAGCCCCUUCAGCGCUGUCCUGCCUUUCCCCAGCUACUUCCCUUCCCUGCACAAGUUCAUCUUCUCCUACUUGUCUGGGCGGGUGGAGGACGAGGGACAAGGGCGGGAGCUGGUCUUCCAGCUUUGGCAGCAGCUGGCAGGGGUGCUGAGCGACAUCACCCCUGAGGGCCUGGAGAUCCUGCUGCCCUUCGUCUUGGCGCUGAUGUCGGAGGAGCGGACGGCUGUCCAUGCCGCCUGGUACCUCUUUGAGCCCAUCGCCAAGGCCCUGGGCCCCCGCAACACCAACAAGUACCUGCUGAAGCUCCUGAGCGCCGCCUACGAAAACCCGCGCAACCUCCACAGCCGCUUCUACCUCUACACGGAGUGCUUUGUGGCUCAGCUGAUGGCCCGGCUGGGGCUGCCGCUGUUCCUCUCCAACCUGCUGCCCCACAUCCUGCAGGUCCUGGUAGGGCUGGAGGGAUCGGCCCAGGAGGAGAGCAAGGCCCUGCUGCUGGGCGCCGCAGAGGAGGAGGAAGAGGGCGACAGGAGCAGCCCCGGUGCCUGCGCCGCCUUCAGGGAGGAGGCCAAAGGGGAGGCUGAGCGAGGCUCCUCUGUGGGGCUGGAGCUGCUGGACUACCUGUCUGGGGUCAGCCUGCACGACCAGGCCUACCUCCCAGAAGGCGAGGACUUCCAGAACCACCUCUAUGUGGCAGAGGCCCCGCAGGAGCCUCCCGAGGAGGAGGAGUCCCUGAGUCUGGGCCACCUCAGCGACAAGAGCAGCGCCAGCGAGGUGUCUCUGGGUGACGAGCAGAAGGACAAGGCCAGCCUCAGCAGCCAAGAUCUGAAGCCCAGCGAGGAGGAAGACGAGGAGGAGGAAGACGAGGAGAAGGGAGGAAGAGAAGGAACAGGAGAAAGAGAAGUGGAAGAGGAGGAGGAAGAGGAGCUGGGGGAGGGGGUGCCGAACGGGGCAGAACAGCCCAACGCCACUACCCCGGUCACAGAGGAGUCCACACUGUCGGUGGCCAUCGCUGGCUCCAUGGAAGCCAGCCUGGCUAAAGAGGAGGAGGAGGACGAGAAAGGAGACCUCGGCAGGGAGCCAGAGGGAGAAGCAGGGGGCGGACCAGGCCUGCCGGGGCAGCAAUACCACCAGCAGGGAGAGAGGGAACAGACCGUCUUGCUAGACACAGCCUGCAAAAUGGUGAAGUGGCUGUCGGCCAAACUGGGCCCCACCACCACCUCCCGCUACGUUGCCCGGAACCUCCUUCGGUUGCUGACCUCUUGCUACGUAGGUCCUGCCCGGCAGCAGUACGUGGCCGGCGCUGAAGAGACGGGCCCCUUGGGUUCCAGGAGCAUCUACCAGAAGCGGCUGGUGCUGGGGGACGUGGUGUCGGAGCCGGUGCUGGCCUGCCUCACCCAUAUCGCACACCUGUAUGGAGAGCCCGUCCUGACGUACCUGUACCUGCCUUACGUCAGCUACCUGGUGGCUCCUGGCAGCGGAGCGUCCGCUGGCCGGCUGAACAGCCGGAAGGAAGCUGGGCUGAUGGCCGCCGUGACGCUCACUCAGAAGAUGGUCGUCUUCCUCUCGGACACCACCCUCAUGGACAUCCUGCCUAAAAUCAGCCAGGAGGUCUUGCUGCCGGUUCUCAGCUUCCUUACGUCACCUGUGAUCAGCUUCCCCAGCGGUGUCCAGGCUCGCGCCGUCCUGUGUCUCAAGACCAUCAGCCUCGUGGCGCUGGUUUGCUUGCGGAUCGGAGCCGAGAUGGUGCACCAGCACCUGAGCGAGACGCUGAGGAGCUUCUUUGAUACCUUUUCAUCACUGCCUCCGCCACCGGAGCAGGGGACAACACCGCCGCUGCAGCCGCCCACCACCCCCACCACGGCCGGCCACCCAAAGUGGCUGCCCUCAGAGCCAUCAUCUGCUGUUCUGGAGCUGCAGAAAGUGUUCAGUCCGGAAAUGGCUUACAUCACCUUCGUGCCCUUCUCUUGCUUGCUAGGUGACGUUAUCCACGCUCUUAUCCCAAACCACACCGCAGUGGGCCAGCUGGCAGCUCUUCACCUGGACAGCGUGACCCCUCGGGCCCUGGACGCAGCCGGCUCAGGCAGCCGGCCUUCCUCAGAGCAAGACGCGCUGGGCACGGAGGCGCCGUUGGGCCCUUCGGAGGACACGCACUCGGGCACGUUUGGGAGCGUGCUGGUGGGCAACCGGAUCCAGGUGCCCGCGGCCGCCCGGCAGGAGGUCUCUGGCAGUCCGAGCGGCUUCUGCCCUACCCCAGAGAGCUGGGAGGGGAAUGCUUUGAAGCAAGACCUCCUGCGCAGCCCCCACCUCCUGUGUGGGAAUUGGCUGGCCUACUGGCAGUACGAGAUCGGGGUCAGCCAGCACGACGCCCGCUUCCACUUCCACCAGAUCAAGCUGCAGAGCUUCGUGGGCCACGGGGGAGCCAUCAAGUGCGUGGCCCCCCUCAGCGGGGAGGACUUCUUCCUGAGCGGCAGCAAGGACAAAACCGUGCGCCUCUGGCCCCUCUACAACCAGGGGGACGGAACCCAUGAGGCGGAGCCCCGCCUGACCUACGCUCAGCACAAGAAGUCGGUCUUCUACGUCGGCAUGCUGGAAGCACCGCAGCACGUGGUCAGUUGCGACAGCACCGUCCACGUCUGGGACCCUUUCACAGGCAGAGUCGUCCGUGUUUUUGAGCCGCCGGAUUCCAAAGUGCCCAUCACCGCCGUGAGCGCCAUGCCCGCCCCGUACGGCAGCAUCUGCAUGGCCAACGCUGACUCUGUGCUGCGCUUCGUUGACUACCGGAAGGCGGGGCUGCAGCACGAAUUCCGGCUGGCCAGCGGGACGAACGCCGGCCUCAUCCGCUGCCUGGCCGUCAGUCCCAGCGGGCGGAGCAUCGUGGCUGGCUUCUCCUCCGGCUUCAUGGUCCUGCUGGAUACCAGGACGGGCCUCGUCUUGAGAGGGUGGCCUGCGCAUGAGGGGGACAUCUUGCAGGUCAAGGCCACGGAGGGCAACCUUCUCAUCAGCUCCUCCUCGGACCACACCUUGACCGUCUGGAAGGAACUAGAGCAGAAGCCCCUGCAGAGCUACAGGUCGGCCUCGGAGCCGGUCCACGCCUUCGACCUCUACGGCAGCGAGAUGGUGGCCAGCACCGUGGCCAACCGGAUCGGCGUCUAUGCCCUUCAGGACCCGCUUCCCCCCAGCGUCACCAAGCUGAGCUCAGAGAACUUCCGAGGGACCCUCACCAGCCUAGCUGUCCUGCCCACAAAGUGCCACCUCCUCCUGGGGUCGGACAACGGCACCGUCCGGCUCCUGGCUUGAGGCUUUUCUUCCCAGGGAUGCUGGCGAGCCGAGGGAGUCCCCUUUUGCGUUGCGAGGGAGGCAGGAGACUAGGCAUUGCCUGGGACUGAGGGGGAAGGAGCAGGGAGCCUCCUCCCCUUUGCCCCUAAGAGGGCUGCUGGGCAGCCAAAGGUCCUGACCCCCCCCAUCACCUUAUGUGCCUCACUCUUUUUGGGAACCCUGGGGAAUUUCCCCAAGGCAUCUGUUCCAGAGUAGGGACACUCCUCCUCCCCCCCCCAGCGGUCCUGUCCUUUAAUGUUCUGGGGAGCCACGUCCCCUCUUCAGUGCUCCCCUGGGGAGGGUCUCGUCCCCUUCUGUAAGAGGGUGGGACAGGGAGAGGUUCAAAUAUGGAAGCACUUGUGUCUUCUUUCCUGGGUUCAGGAGGAGAUCCUCCUGGAUGACAAACCGAUGGCAAUAGAUGAUAUAACGUAUACAAUUAUGCUAAUAAACACUCUGAAGCUUCUGA